UUCGUAACUGUUCGUAAUCGUUCGUCGUUCUUACGUACGGUUUUCCUAUCACCGUGUCUCACGCGCACGGUCACGCGGCGUACAGUCGUAAGCUUCGACGAGUUUCUCCGCAUCUACGGACCAAAGUCCACACGAAAUGUGCUAGCGACGUGUGCACUUCGGUAAGCAGGAAGGAGAACACGUUCGUACGAGUCGUGAGCCGAUAAACCCAAGCGAGAAACGCAGGAGGAUGCAUAUUUCCUUGAAAUACUUGAUUCCUUAAAAGGAUCUCCCGAAGGAAUGAUAGCCAAAAGAUCGAGAAACGUCCUAAAGGCGUUUCUUCUUUCUCGGACGGAUAAUCGAAGGGGAAUAUUUUUUCAAAGGGACAAGCCACUCGCCUCUGAGGUCCUAACGAAUUAUCUUCUUCAAACCAGAGAACCACCAUGGACCUCGUACUUCGUCAAAUACGCCGACGUGGUCAACGAUCAGAGGGGCAUGUCCCAUUUCAAUUGGUCCGUAGCUAACAGCAAUUAUCACGUAUUGAGGACUGGCUGUUUUCCUUACAUCAAGUAUCACUGUACAAGACGACCAAGGCAGGACCUCAGUACCGACGACAAAUUCUUCAAGGCGAUCAAGAUACUUAACCUUGGUAUCCCUACUCUGAUGUACGGAUUAGCUGCGACGUUUCUGAUACGACAUCGAGAGAUCGUAAAAACAGCUCGAGGUGACAUCACGAUUUACUUUUUACUACCGGAGGACAAAGGCUCUCUCUAUUGAUCGAAUAUAUCCAUCCGGUUACAUACGUUUGCUUAUAAAUUUAUUAAUAUAAUUUCCUGUUGAAAUCGA
Vespula pensylvanica (western yellowjacket) is the source of this 825-nucleotide messenger RNA. RefSeq lists its product as uncharacterized. The record is from RefSeq and is a predicted model, not a curated record. The transcript has 4 exons. The coding region runs from base 280 to 756 and encodes 158 amino acids. NCBI's taxonomy places the organism in Eukaryota, Metazoa, Arthropoda, Insecta, Hymenoptera, Vespidae.